Messenger RNA from Oryzias melastigma (Indian medaka), 1564 nucleotides. RefSeq names its product BCL10 immune signaling adaptor (gene bcl10). Gene Ontology annotation, molecular function: protein kinase B binding; transcription coactivator activity; kinase activator activity. The record is from RefSeq and is a predicted model, not a curated record. Bases 753 to 1496 code for a protein of 247 amino acids. Gene Ontology annotation, cellular component: cytosol; CBM complex. The transcript has 3 exons. Lineage: Eukaryota; Metazoa; Chordata; Actinopteri; Beloniformes; Adrianichthyidae. Gene Ontology annotation, biological process: canonical NF-kappaB signal transduction; apoptotic process; positive regulation of extrinsic apoptotic signaling pathway.
UUGUGGAGGGGUUGUGGUUGUUGUUCAAAUUGUUAAUAUUUAUUAACUUAAAUGUUUUAUUUUUUGAUUAUUAUUUUGAUUUUUGUUUUUAUUAAAAAAAAACAUUAUUUUGUGGUGCACUUUGUUACCCAUAUGAAAAGUGUUUUAUAAAUAAAAAUUGACUUAAUAAUAGUAUAAAACUGUGAUUCAUUUUUGAUGAUUUCAUGUGUUUAAAUAACUAUAUUGAUAUUUUAAUUCUUGUGUAUUUUAUUUGAUCUUUACCGUUUUUUUAUAUCUCCCAUAAUCAAAGGUCUCUGAUGUGAUGCUGCUCCACAGCGCCCCCCGUGGACACCGCGGGAACAGCGUGACAGACCACAGAUCGAAGCUCUCAACAGCAGCCCCGGAAAAAAAAGAGAAAAACAACUUUUCGGGGCAUUCCCCGCCUUGUGUACUUAAUACCGGGCGCGUGACCGACGUUUUGGCGGCAGGGAAAGCAGACCAGAAAGUGAAAGUUCCGGUAAACUUCUGUCUUCAACCGUUCGACGGAGUUAAAGCUCGACAGAAUCAGGAAGUCCGGGCUCGACUUUCCCCUCCGUGAUUGAGGCAGAAAGGCUGAAUGAACGCCGUCUCUGAGGCAUGACGAAGCCCCACGCGCUCGGGCGCUCGCGGUGAUCCGGUGGAUGUGGUUUAUCGCGGUGUUUGGGAGGUUUACAGGUCGCUUUGGACGUGAUAUCCAGUCGGUGGGAACACCUGGGGCUUGGCCGGAGUGAGGGAUGGAUGGCCCUCACCUCACCGAGGAUGAAAUGGCAGAAAUUAAGAAGGACGUACUGACCAGACUGCGGCACUACCUCUGUGACAAGAUCCGAGCGGAUCGCCACCUGGAUUACCUCCGGUCUCGACGCAUCCUGACCCGCGACGAUGCAGAGGAGAUCAGCUGCAGGACCACGCAGACGAAGAGAACCGCCACGUUGCUGGACAUCCUGGCAGAGAACCCGCGCGGCCUGGACGCCCUGGUGGACUCCAUCAGGGAGCUGCGCUCGCAAAACUUCAUCAUCGCUAAGAUCACAGACGAAGUGCAAAAGGCCAAAAAUGAAAAGCUGGAGUCUCUUAAAGCUGCUGGAGCCUUCGGGUCUUCGUCUGACGGCGCCUUCAGCUCGCCCAGCACAACCAGUGACCUUCCCACCACCUUCUCAAACACCUCCACCCUCUUGUUCCACCCGGAUAGCGAGCAGAGCCCCUCCACGUCCAGCGUGGGAAGCUCUCUCAAUCUACCAUCGCUACAGAAGUGUGGAGACUCCGCCUCCGGCUGCAGCAUCGGCACGCCUUCCUCCACGUCCUCGUCCAACCUCCCCAAACCAGGAGACCCCGGCGCUCCUCCUCUGCCGGACGAGGUGCUGGAGUCCCCGUCUAACAUGGACACAGCAGGACAGGGGUGCAGCAGCAGUGGAGGAGACCCCAACUUCCAGCCGCUGCGGUCCCGCUCCCUCACCCCCACGUCUCACAGGAGCGUCUUCUAACCUCAGCUCAGCGACGUGAAUUUGAAAGGACCUGCUGAUGGAACCUCCCAGUAAACAUCCCCAUCGCU